AUGGAAGCCUCUAUUGAUCCCCAACUCGUUCCUCAGAUGACGGGAAGCAACUCCACGGCUUCCGAUGGUGGGUUGUAUGGUGUCUCCUCGGUUUACGUCGUUUUCUCGACAGUCCUUGCCGUGACAUUGGCGGCGUUGUCUUUCCUCAGCAAAGGGUCCUCCAAGUCAACGCCCUUACCAUGGGUGAACCGACCCAGCACCUUCGAUGUCCUGCGGAUGGGUGCGAAGUACCGGUUUCUUAUGGGUGCAGGAGACAUGGUCAAAAAGGGCUUCGAAGAUUUUAGCGACAGCCCAGGGUUCCGAAUGGUUGCCGAUGCUGGCGAGAUUGUCAUGUUGGAUCCCAAGUUCGCCGCGGAGCUUAAGAACGAUCAUCGUGUGGACUUCGUGAAGCUGUUUCUGCGGGACUUCCACGAGGGUAUUCCUGGCUUCGAUUUCACCCAGCAGGGCGCUCGCGACGCCAAAAUCCUGCGAGAGGUAACCAAAAGCCAACUUACACAUCACCUGAACUCCUUGUCGUCAGAAUGCGUCGCAUCCAUGCAAACUAUUUUUACGGAUAAUGAGGCUUAUCAUGAUUUGGAGCUUCGGCCGGCACUCCUUGAUCUCAUUUCCCGCAUCUCCUCCAAGGCCUUCCUUGGUGGCGACCCGCUAUGUCAAGACGAAGAGUGGCUGAAAAUCACUACUACAUACGCGGGCACAGUAAAUAAGGCAGCUGUGAUGCUACGCUUAUGGCCACGACCACUUCGUAGUCUCGUCCACUGGUUCUUGCCCUCGUGCCGCGAAGCGCGUACUCAAGUUCGGCUUGCACGUCGAUUAUUUGAGCCGAUGGUCGAGCGGCGGCGUCGGGCCAAGGCAGAAAGCCCUGAUGUCCAGUUUGACGAUACGGUCGAAUGGGCUGAAAAAGCUGCCAAGGGCUUGCCUUACGAUGCGUCCGCUGUCCAACUGCUGUUUUCGAUGGCCGCAAUGCACACAACCACGGAUCUUUUGACCCAGGUCAUCCUUGAUCUUGCGGCGCACCCUGAAGUUAUCGAACCACUUCGUCAGGAGAUCGACACAGUCCUCCGCGAAGAAGGAGGGUGGACCAAGGCGGCGCUUCACAAGAUGAAACUCCUCGAUAGCGUCUUGAAAGAGUGCCAGAGGAUGAAACCUGCUGCUAUCAGCGGCCUUCGAGGAGUCCUCAACGCGGACGUGACGCUCUCUGAUGGCACUCGUCUUGAGAAGAACACUUCCAUUGCCGUCUCCUCCCACCUCCACUGGGACGAGGCAACAUACGAGAACCCACAAAAAUGGGAUGGAUGGCGGUUCUAUAACCUGCGGCAGACGCCUGGAAAGGAGCACAGCUCGCAACUUGUCUCAACUUCUCCUGAGCACAUGGGUUUUGGAAUCGGAACCCACGCUUGUCCUGGCCGGUUCUUUGGGGCUCACGAAGUCAAGGUGGCACUUUGCCACUUUUUGCUUCGGUAUGACUGGAAGCUGGCAGAGGGGGUUGUGCCUCAGACCCGUACAUUCAUGUGGUCGCUUGUUGCGGACCCCAAGGCCAAGGUGUCGAUCAAGAGACGCUGCGUGUAG
Messenger RNA from Colletotrichum higginsianum IMI 349063, 1566 nucleotides. RefSeq names its product Cytochrome p450. Gene Ontology annotation, molecular function: oxidoreductase activity, acting on paired donors, with incorporation or reduction of molecular oxygen; iron ion binding; heme binding. The transcript is spliced from 4 exons. The record is from RefSeq and is a predicted model, not a curated record. The coding region runs from base 1 to 1566 and encodes 521 amino acids. Lineage: Eukaryota; Fungi; Ascomycota; Sordariomycetes; Glomerellales; Glomerellaceae.